Molecule: messenger RNA, 1802 nt
Organism: Rhododendron vialii
Lineage: Eukaryota; Viridiplantae; Streptophyta; Magnoliopsida; Ericales; Ericaceae
Product: probable fructokinase-6, chloroplastic
Exons: 7
Coding region: 399-1586 (395 amino acids)
Biological process (GO): fructose metabolic process
Cellular component (GO): cytosol; chloroplast stroma
Molecular function (GO): fructokinase activity
Source: RefSeq, a predicted model, not a curated record
AUUCGUCGAUACCGCCAAAUCUUGAUUUUAGUUACACGAAUGAAAGUAAACAGAGGACUCCUGAGUACUGAAAUCCCCGAGAGUCAACAGUCAAGAGCUCCCUCUGCUAACAGACUGAAAGGUCGUUGGCCGGCAGGACGGUCCAAAAACUCCGACAGACUGCAAACUGCUGCUACUACUCUUCUCUCUUCGCUUUCUCCGCCUCUCUCUCCUCUCUCUCCAAAAGAGCUACCACUGUACCCCAGCUCAAAACUAGGGUUUGUUCCUCUCAACCUGAACUUCCACUCCAGUGCCAACACAACACCUCUAACCAAAGCUCAUCCGAUUAGGCGUUGAAUAUCAAAACGAACUCUUUGUGUUCGAUCAAUUGUCUUCGCAUCUACUGAUAGUCUGGUUUUAUGGCCCUGCAUUCAUUCUCCCUGUGCUUCAGCGGCGUGCCUUCGAACACUUGGCCUUCUUCCUCUUCUUCUUCUUCUUCGUGUUCGCCUAUUUUCAGGCGAUGUUUAGUCAACGUAUCGGCCUUUUCUUCUCCGCCUCCCACUGCGCAUGCGAGAUGUCAACUGAAAGGAAAGGCAUUUCCGAGCACUGAGGGGGUACCUCAAGGAAAUGAAUCCCCCCUUGUGGUUUGCUUUGGAGAGAUGCUAAUCGAUUUUGUUCCAACAACAAGUGGGCUCUCAUUAGCUGAAGCACCUGCAUUUAAGAAAGCUCCUGGAGGGGCACCUGCUAAUGUUGCUGUCGGUAUUGCUCGUCUUGGUGGUUCAUCUGCUUUUAUUGGCAAGGUGGGGGAAGAUGAGUUUGGCUACAUGCUUGCUGAAAUUUUGAAGGAGAAUAAGGUAAACAGUGAAGGGAUACGCUUUGACCCUGGUGCCCGAACUGCUUUAGCAUUUGUCACACUGAGAAGUGAUGGGGAACGUGAGUUUAUGUUUUAUCGGAAUCCUAGUGCCGAUAUGCUGCUUCAAGAAUCCGAACUUGAUUAUGACUUAAUUAGGAAGGCAAAAAUUUUUCACUAUGGUUCCAUAAGUUUGAUAACAGAACCAUGCAAGUCUGCUCAUAUUGCUGCAGCGAAAGCUGCCAAAGAUGCUGGUGUGAUUUUGUCUUACGAUCCUAAUUUGAGGCUUCCUCUGUGGGAAUCUGAAGAGAGUGCCCGAGAAGGGAUUUUGAGCAUAUGGGAGAUGGCUGAUAUAAUUAAGGUAAGUGAAGAAGAGGUUUCUUUCUUGACUAAAGGGGACGAUCCAUCUUAUGAUGUUGUUGUUCGUAAAUUGUUUCAUCCAAAGCUUAAAUUGCUUGUUGUCACUCAAGGCCCAGAGGGUUGCCGGUACUUCACAAAGAAGUUCACUGGCAGAGUUACGAGUUUAAAGGUGGACGCAGUGGACUCUACAGGAGCUGGAGAUGCUUUUGUGGCUGGAGUAUUAGCACAACUGGCUGAGGAUGACACAUUGCUAGAGGACGAGAAGCGACUAAGAGGUGCUCUAUGGUUUGCAAAUGGUUGCGGUGCAUUGACUGUCAAGGAGAGAGGUGCAAUUCCAGCUUUGCCAACUAAAGAAGACGUGUUUGCUGCCAUACUUGGCUCAGGAAAUACGUUCUGAUCAACUGCUCUGUAAUUAUUCUACUCUGUAAGCAUUUUUCUUGUUUCGUUUUGAUGAUAUUGGGCAAAGAACUUCACAUUCAAGCAGAUCCAAAAAAAUGGCAUGCAUUUAUCCUAGUUUCAUGUGCAUUGUCUGGGAUUUUUGAGAACCUCCUCUUGUAAUUACUUUGAUCCUCUUUUUCUACUACUCCAAUAAGCAGAAUUUUGUAUCCAUGAA